Molecule: messenger RNA, 1662 nt
Organism: Enterobius vermicularis (human pinworm)
Lineage: Eukaryota; Metazoa; Nematoda; Chromadorea; Rhabditida; Oxyuridae
Source: the annotation of a GenBank genome assembly
AUGUCUUCGAGGAAUAGGAGAGAUGUGGUCACGCUUUUUGACGUUUACUGUGAAGUUGGCGGCUCCCAAAAUGGCGUCGUUAUUUUGCAGAAGUACCCCGAAGACUUUAAUCAUGAACCGACUUUAAAAUCUAUUGCGCAGUUCACUUUUCCUUGCGGUUUUUAUGAUGAUGAAGAAGCCGUUCAGUUAUUUUCAUUCGUUCUUACUGAUGAAAGAUCUCAAUACACGUACGCGUACUGUCGUUAUACUCCUCGAAGCAAUACGUGUUUAUGCAUACUCAGCGGGUUGCCGUGGGCGAACACUUUCUAUGCGAUCCUUAAUCAUUUUUCAGCUGUAAUGAAUAAUAAGUCUGCUGAAGAACUUGAGUCACUAUUGGUUCAUGCUUAUCACACUCCUAUUCCUGGCCCGGGUGAAACUUUGAUGAUUGAAUCUAGUCUUGGUGUUAAUAAACUAGAAGUACUCGUGCCAGAUUGCAGUAGGUUGCCUACACUAAGGGAAAACAAAUACCUACUGGAAUUUUAUAAUGCAUUAAACGAGAAGCAGAUGAUUGCCUUGUAUGCCAGUUUAUUGAAAGAACGAAGGAUUUUAUUUACGGGUUCCAGACUAGGUCAGCUGACAUCAUGUGUCUUUGCCGCUGCUAUGCUGUUAUACCCUAUGCACUGGCAGAGUUUAUUCAUACCAAUAUUGCCUUCUGACUUGAUUGAUAUGCUUAUGGCACCAAUGCCGUAUCUAAUUGGUAUCCCGAAGAAAACUUUUCUGUCAGCGAAAAACUUGGAUUUGGGAGAAGUUGUCACUGUGGAUUUGGACCAACAUACAUUUCAAAGCCCACAUAACGAUAUGAACGAACUGCCUUCAGAAGUAGUCCAAGUUUUGCGGAAUCAAUUUCGUUCUUCAGCUGACAUGUUUGUAUCCGAUGGUCUCGCGCGCUCUUUUCUCAGAGCGAAUACAUUUUUAUUUGGUAAUUAUCGUGCUGGUUUUCGAUUUUCUCCUAGCUGCACAUGGGAUAGUGAAAAAUUUGUGCGAAAUCAGCGUCCUUGCCUGCAGCUUUUCCUGAAGUCGUUAAUUGGCCAAGAUGGGGUGCAGUAUUUGGAAAGAUUCUUUGAAGAGCGUAUCGCUGCAUUCAACGCAGGGGAACCUAUCAAUGAUGAAUUUGAAAAGGAAGUUCAGUUAAUGGAAAAAAGGCCUUUAAGGAAUUCCCCCUUGGUUCGUGGAAAUGCAAACGAGAUGAUUGGCGCAUUGAAGGAUAAGGUGCAGUCUAUAGCGCUCAAGGAACGGUUUUCCCGAUUGAAUUCCAAAGAUUCUAAAAAGGAAGGAUCAAAACCUCACUCAACAUUUUUUGAUGUCGCUCCUAUGUCUUUUGACCCGCAACAAUGGGCCAUCGAAAAUCCUGAGGAGGAGCCACAUUCUUCUGUACUUGAUCUUAUUGACCUAAGCGACGAUUCUGCAAUCCCUUGUUCUUCUUUAAGCACUCCGUUUGCUCCGUCACGUUCUUUACCAAUGAGCCCUGACUUGCAGUCAAAUCGUAAGAUGAUGGAGAACGUAUUUAAUGAACAGCGUGGUAGCAGUGUUGCUUAUAAUGCUGUAAGUAGUUUUCAGCCAAAUCGGGUUUCUUCCCAAACUAGCUUAGAGGUCCUCAGGCAAGGCUGGCAACGUUUUGACUAA